AUGAACCCAGUCUCUGCAGAUGAAACAGACAAUGAAAGAGACAUACCUGCACAUCCCACCUCCAUCAAAAGUGAACCUCUGGAUACCCAGAUUGUCCCAAAUGCAGUCUCUACAUCCUCUGUAGAUUCAAAUCAUGCUUCAGCUUCAGACAGUAUGGGCGAUUGUUCGAAUUUCAACAAGUCCGACGUGACAAAGCGUGACUCUGCCAAAAUCGAACCGUUUGGCCCAGCCGUUUCUGACGAAACCGAGCGGAGCUCGAAAUAUGCUGAGUCAGAAACGACUGGUCUAUAUCGAUGUUCGACGACCGGUAGCAAUUGUACCGCCUUUGAGUUAAACGGCGCUUUGGCUACAAUCAAUUAUUCUUCGACACGAGCACUCUUCCUCCAGGGCAACACAGGUACUGUUAUCGGGGGUAUACUACUCAUCGGAGUCGUUAUGUUGCUCAUUUGUCGCAUUCGACGUCACCAACGACGGGCACCAUCGACUGAUGGUAAACUUGUCGACCCAUUUGUCCCAUCUGCCAGUUCGAGCGGAGUCGUAGCGCAGGAUUCCUCAGUCCCACUUUCCAUGCUUCGAAAGCCGGAAACUAUAAGCCCAAUAUCACGCUACGGUUCUUCGAAGGCGCAUCCACCGUCGACACCUUCCACCACGAAUUAUAGCGCCAGGUAUAACGAAAACCUCAUCUCGGCCACGUCAACCGCCCCUUCCUCGAAGCUCGCAGCAAUGGUAGGUGUUGGCAACAGCGUAUCUAGAGAUGAAGAUAGUCGGCGGCAUCGCAUACCCAUGAAUCAAAAACCCCUUCGAGACGGCCUCCCCAAUACACUCCUACGUGACACCAAAGGAUCUUGUGGCAAGGAGGCUCAUGGUGAUAUAACCUUUGUCUGCGGUUCCGGAGGUGAUGGUUCGGAGGAAGGAGGUGGGGAGGCCGGUGCAGUGAGCGCUUUCUUGUCUCGCCGUCUAUGA
Psilocybe cubensis is the source of this 963-nucleotide messenger RNA. RefSeq lists its product as uncharacterized. Lineage: Eukaryota; Fungi; Basidiomycota; Agaricomycetes; Agaricales; Agrocybaceae. The coding region runs from base 1 to 963 and encodes 320 amino acids. The transcript is spliced from 5 exons. The record is from RefSeq and is a predicted model, not a curated record.